UGGGAGGGUGCAGGUUGGGAACAUGUGAAAGGACAGAGAGGGGGCAUCACCCUGGGAUGCAGAAACAGGCACUACAGUAACUGGCGUCACACCGCAAACACUCUAUUUCAAAAUAAAUUCAAAUGUCGUGAUAAGAGCACAAUAUAUGAAAGAAUUGUUAUGCCUACUGUUUAACGUUGACUUGCGGUCUAAAAGCAGGAUCCUGUUCCUCCCAAAAUUUACAUAUACACUAGAUAAAUUAUAGGGACGCUAUGUGUCUCCAUCUUGGCACUCCCCCACGUUGUAGAAAAUAUUUUGGAAGCUAUAGAAAUGCAUUUAUUCAUGUAUUUUAUUCUAUUACAGACACCUUAAUACAUACUUUUAAAUUAUAUUAUGUGAGCUAAAAAAAAUAAUAAUAAUCCUUAAAAGUAUCAUUUUGAGCGAUUACUAAUGUUACUGUCCUCACUACAAUAACAAAAAUACUUAAAUACAUGGAAUGUUGUGCUUGAAAUAUCUCAUUUAAAUAUUGUAGAAUUUAAUUAAUUCGUUCCUCCCCCACCAUCUAUCUUAAGUAAGUCUGCGUAUUGGCAGAUAGAGAGAGUACAUCAAGUGAACACCCUUCUAUCUUCCUCUCAACUUUUCCACCUACAACUGUUAGAUUAGUUAGUCAGGUAUAAUAUAAAAAAAUAUGUAUUAUAUGUUAUAUAUAAUAUGUAAAAGAUUAUCAACUGUAAAAUCGACAGUAGAUAUUAUUAGAAACUCUGAACUGACACAUUUUACACGUGUCAUGCAUUAUUAAACAUUAUUAAAAUGCCAGCAGUGAUCUGAAGAUCAAAGUGUUCUGGGCUUAAAGAGCGACUGCCCCUAAAAAACAACGAAUCCCUUUGAAAAUGGCCUAUGAGGCGUCCUUGUGAAUCAGAAUCAUUUAUUCUAGUGUCAAAAUUGAUUACAAAGUGUAAUAGCAUAAUUUUGGUUUUAAAGUCAGUCUCGCCUAAAAUGGAGUUUGGAACCUCAGUGUGUCACAACAAAUAAGUGAAGGUUGGGUUUGGAUUACAAUUAUGUCAACAAAUCAUGCUACCCUUUUCCAAGCUCCACAAGCAAAUCGCCCCUCAGCCUCCCUUUAUUGAAUGGGGCUCCCGUUGUUUCAUCGCCCCCAACCAACACGUUCAAAGGAUCAUGCUUUUCCAGAAGGCUGCACAGCCAAAAGACAAUGGUUUGCAUGCCCUGCCGAAGGACCCUAUCAUGCGCAAUAGGUGGUUGGAUUUCAUUGCUCUCCAGUGGUGACAAAGUGCACAGUUGGUCAUGAACGGAUGCCAGGACCAACAAGAAAGAGCAAAGCUUCUCAGGAAAGACCUCAGAAUAAAAGUACUUGUGUGAUAAGGAGGACCGAGCACUCCCCCAUUCUCAUCGACAGGGCUGUAGUGGAGCAGGUUGAGAGCUUCAAGUUCCUUGGUGUCCACAUCACCAACAAACUAGAAUGGUCCAAACACAACAGGACAGUUGUGAAGAGGGCACGACAAAGCCUAUUCCCCCUCAGGAAACUAAAAAGAUUUGGCAUGGGUCCUGAGAUCCUCAAAAGGUUCUACAGCUGGAGCAUGACUGGUUGCAUCACUGCCUGGUACGGCAAUUGCUCAGCCUCCGACCGCAAGACACUACAGAGGGUAGUGCGUACUGCCCAGCACAUCACUGGGGCUAAGCUGCCUGCCAUCCAGGACCUCUAUACCAGGCGGUGUCAGAGGAAGGCCCUAAAAAUUGUCAAAGACCCCAGCCACCCCAGUCAUAGACUGUUCUCUCUACUACCGCAUGGCAAGCAGUACCAGAGUGCCAAGUCUAGGACAAAAAGGCUUCUCAACAGUUUUUACCCCCAAGUCAUAAGACUCCUGAACAGGCCAUACCAGUCAACACCACCUCAACACCACCUCAUAAGACUGCCUGCUGCACUUGUUCGAGAGAUGUCCAGUUUGCAGCCGGACAUGGGGGCCCUCAUCAGCAUAAUUCAGACAUGCCCCUCGCUUAUCUUUGAAGAGGGGGCAGGAGCUAAUCUACGCUGCCAUGUCUAUCAAUGGGGCUCUGGCAAUGACCUUACCUCUUGCCUGCCCACCAAUGGUCGUCGAUGGGGAGAACAGAAUUAGAAACAUGUAUGGAGCCAGCACAUGGAGACUUGCAAAAUGAUGUGAUGAAGUCCAGACCGACAGACGCACUUGAUACUGAUGUCCUUGAAUGUAGAGAGACCUGGAACUCAUCAUAAAAUGUUUACUAGACACAA
Messenger RNA from Oncorhynchus mykiss (rainbow trout), 2245 nucleotides. It is a transcript of the gene hmgcll1, whose product is annotated as 3-hydroxy-3-methylglutaryl-CoA lyase like 1. Lineage: Eukaryota; Metazoa; Chordata; Actinopteri; Salmoniformes; Salmonidae. The record is from RefSeq and is a predicted model, not a curated record. Gene Ontology annotation, biological process: ketone body biosynthetic process; L-leucine catabolic process. Gene Ontology annotation, molecular function: methyltransferase activity; hydroxymethylglutaryl-CoA lyase activity; 2-oxoglutarate-dependent dioxygenase activity.